UUUUGGUCCCAACUAGCUGGCUGCUGUGCCUAUAGGCUUGUCACACGGAGGACCACUGUGCCUGAUUGCAGUGCUCUGACAGGAACAGAGAGAGAGAGAGAGAGAGAGGAGAGAGAGAGAUCGGAGCGAGAGAGAAGAGAGAGAGAGGAGGACAGGAGAGGAGGAGGAGAGCAGAAAAAAACUUUGAUUUAUAGAGGAGGCUUUCUCACAUUAUGGUGGCAGUGUGCAGAUGGAUUCCAUAGAGCUUUCCCUUCCUGAGUAUUUCUCCCUACACUCUGAACAAGAAAUGAACUUAUCAAAGGCCCAGGUUAAUAGUGAAGAUAAGUACGGCAAAUGUGGCAGCGCGUGGAGAAUGCAACAGACAUACGACCUCGAUGCCACUCACAUGCGUGACGCACAUGCACUUUAUAACCCAAGGCUCCUCUGCAGAAUGUCCAGCAAAGAGCGCCACCUAGAGUCCAACUGCCCGUCCUACAUUAAGACAGAGCCCUCCAGCCCCGCCUCCCUGGCAGACAGCAUCAACCACCACAGCCCUGGGGGUUCCAGCGACGCCAGCGGCUCCUACAGCUCAACCAUGAACGGCCACCAGAACGGCCUGGACUCCCCCACCCUGUACGGGCCUGGUGCCGGACCCCUGGGCCCCGCGGGGGCCUCCAAGCGCUACGAGGACUGCUCCAGCACCAUCGGGGAGGACUCGCAGAUCAAGUGCGAGUACAUGUUGAACUCCAUGCCUAAGCGGCUGUGUCUGGUGUGUGGCGACAUCGCCUCGGGCUACCACUACGGCGUGGCCUCCUGCGAAGCCUGCAAGGCCUUCUUCAAGAGGACCAUCCAAGGGAACAUUGAGUACAGCUGCCCUGCCACCAACGAGUGUGAGAUCACCAAGAGGAGACGCAAGUCCUGCCAAGCCUGUCGCUUCAUGAAGUGUCUAAACGUCGGCAUGAUGAGAGAAGGUGUGCGUCUGGACAGGGUGCGUGGGGGCAGACAGAAGUACAAGCGCCGGAUAGACGCUGAGAACAGCCCUUACCUCAACCCUCAACUGGCCCUGCCUGCCAAAAAGCCAUUUCCCUUUGGCUGCCUUGCAGAUAACAAAAUCGUGUCCCACCUGCUGGUGGCCGAGCCUGAGAAGAUCUACGCUAUGCCUGACCCUACCGUCCCCGACAGUGACAUCAAGGCCCUGACCACGCUGUGUGACCUAGCUGACCGCGAGCUGGUGGUCAACAUCGGCUGGGCCAAACACAUCCCAGGUUUCUCCACGCUGUCGCUGGCAGACCAGAUGAGUCUACUGCAGAGUGCGUGGAUGGAGAUUCUGAUCCUGCGUGUGGUGUACCGCUCGCUGUCCUUCGAGGACAAGCUGGUGUAUGCUGAGGACUACAUCAUGGACGAGGACCAGUCCAAGCUGGCAGGUCUUCUUGAUCUCAACAACGCCAUACUGCAACUGGUGAAGAAAUACAAAGCCAUGAAGCUGGAGAAGGAAGAGUUUGUCACUCUCAAGGCUAUCGCUCUGGCUAAUUCAGACUCCAUGCACAUAGAGGACGUGGAGGCGGUGCAGAAGCUCCAGGACGUGCUCCAUGAGGCCCUGCAGGACUACGAGGCGGGCCAGCACCCGGAGGACCCUCGUCGGGCAGGCAAGCUGCUGAUGACCCUGCCUCUGCUCCGCCAGACCUCCACCAAGGCCGUGCAGCACUUCUACAGCAUCAAGCAGGACGGCAAGGUCCCCAUGCACAAACUCUUCCUGGAACUGCUGGAGGCCAAGGUCUGAUUGGCUAACCACGUCAACAACCCCCAAUAUGUCAGUCUGUCAGUCGCACCCAGCCUCCUCCCAUUGACCCCCCCCCCCCCCCGUAACCCCACAUGACCCCUGAACCUCCCAAACCGCCGCCCACUGAGAGGGAUGGGCGGGACUAACCUCUGAACUUUAACCCCUGACCUCUGUGCAUAAGGGAAGACACUGACACGAGACCUCUGCUGGAGGGCCGUAUGUGUAUAGAGUAUAGACAAGUCAUAAACCAGUUACCAUAACAACGGCCCUGUAAACUAUUGACUAUCAACCACAAGUCACUUAUACAUAUAAGAAUGAUUAACGAUGUGAUUAUUGACUAUUGACUGAUGAAAAUGUUUAAACGAGGAAUUGAAGAAAAAAAGCAGAGAGACUGCUCUGCUUGUGUCAGCAGCAGAG
Molecule: messenger RNA, 2176 nt
Organism: Oncorhynchus nerka (sockeye salmon)
Lineage: Eukaryota; Metazoa; Chordata; Actinopteri; Salmoniformes; Salmonidae
Product: estrogen-related receptor gamma
Exons: 8
Coding region: 230-1759 (509 amino acids)
Biological process (GO): nuclear receptor-mediated steroid hormone signaling pathway; regulation of transcription by RNA polymerase II
Cellular component (GO): chromatin; nucleus
Molecular function (GO): nuclear steroid receptor activity; zinc ion binding; steroid binding
Source: RefSeq, a predicted model, not a curated record